AUGCCUAAUUUGAUGGCGAGCCCCGUGGACAGCGUUGGCCCCAAACUUCUCAGCUCCCCUGCACGACUCGUGCAUGUCUUCAUCCCAUCGCCAUCCAACACAACAGCCAUGGCCGACAUUCUGAAGAACGUGCUCGGUGUCAAGCAAGGCGAGGCGGGAGCCAAGGCCGAUUCAGACUUUGCCGAUUUCGCCUCCGCUCCCGACCCUGCUCCCGUUGCCGGUGCCACCCUCGGCGGCGCGACUCCUCUUGCGACCGGUCGACCAUUCACCAAGUGGUACAACAUCCAUGAGCGCCACUCCCUGUCCGAGUUCAAGGUGGAGGGUGUGAUCCUCCUCGUGACGGCCUUCAUCUUCAUCUUCCACUUCUUUGGUGCUGGUUCCAACCGCAACAAGGCCAGGAAAUGGAUGCGCGCCCACGCCGCUGCCCUGCAAAACGAGUUUGCGCUCGUCGGCUACGGCCGCGCACCCACCGCCGAGGAUGCCAAUCCCGAUACCCUGCUCAAGGAGAAGUCACUCUUUGAGUUUGCCAGCUACGCGACCGGCCGCAAGAACAUUGCUUUCAUGGACAUUAAGAUUACCCUGACCAAGAAGUUCAACCCCAUCGUGUACCUCUUCGAGACGGUUGGCAGCUUCCUCGUCGAGUCCAUGGGCCCCGCGCCCGAGGAGAUUGCCGAGGUGCUCAUCUACCCCUUUGACGGCAAGGAGAACCUGACGGUGCCCCGACGCCGCGGCGCCGAGGAGAGCGAGCCUGUGCCCGACUCCAAAAGCCAGUUUGACGGCUUCGUCUGGGCGGUGGUCAACAAGACGCGCAUGCAGCGUCUUCGCGACCAGCGCUACGACGUCUCCCUGACGGUCACCAAGGACAACUCCAAGCUGCCCGAGUGGCUCACCGUCAUGAGCGAGAGCGCCGAGGUCACCGACACCUUCCUCACCGCCGACCUCACCGCCGCCAUUGUCGCGCUCGGCGACAACUUCCAGUACCUCGUCAUCUCGGACCAGCCCAUUGACAGCCCGACGACGCUCGACGAGACCACGCCCCGCAAGCGCCUGCACCUCAAGUACAGCCUGCCCGCCGACGGCAGCUACGACGCCUACGUGCCGCUCUUUGAGUACCUGCUGCGCCUGCCCGACCAGCUCGUCGCCCAGGCCCACUUCCGCCCCGAGGUCCUCAAGAAGAUCCGCAACGUCCGCGAGCAAAAGAUUAACCAGAUCAAAAAGGUGGCCGAGGAGGAGCGCGCCGAGGAGCGCGCCGCUGAAAAGGAAAAGGCAAAGAAGGCCAAGCGCGACGCCGAGCUCGCGGGGCUCGACGCCAAGGCCCAGAAGAAGUAUCUCGAGAAGGAGCAGGCCAAGGAGCAGCGCAAGGCCCAGAAGAAGAUGACCAUGCGGUAG
This is a messenger RNA of Akanthomyces muscarius, 1389 nucleotides long. RefSeq lists its product as uncharacterized. The transcript has 2 exons. The record is from RefSeq and is a predicted model, not a curated record. Bases 1 to 1389 code for a protein of 462 amino acids. Gene Ontology annotation, molecular function: calcium ion binding. Gene Ontology annotation, cellular component: endoplasmic reticulum. Gene Ontology annotation, biological process: endoplasmic reticulum calcium ion homeostasis. NCBI's taxonomy places the organism in Eukaryota, Fungi, Ascomycota, Sordariomycetes, Hypocreales, Cordycipitaceae.